Messenger RNA from Musca vetustissima, 3690 nucleotides. RefSeq lists its product as uncharacterized. The transcript is spliced from 7 exons. Gene Ontology annotation, molecular function: FAD binding; 2 iron, 2 sulfur cluster binding; iron ion binding. The record is from RefSeq and is a predicted model, not a curated record. Lineage: Eukaryota; Metazoa; Arthropoda; Insecta; Diptera; Muscidae. The coding region runs from base 16 to 3690 and encodes 1224 amino acids.
ACUGCUACCAAAUUUAUGUGCUUGGAAGGAGGCUGCGGCGUUUGCCUAGUGGCUGUUAAAGGAAAACAUCCAGUUACUGGAGACAUCCAAACAUGGGCCGUAAACUCCUGCCUUACUCUACUGAAUACCUGCAACGGACUAGAAAUUAUAACCUGUGAGGGCAUUGGCAACAAAGGCGAUGGCUACCAUCCGAUACAGAAGCGUUUGGCCAAUAUGAAUGGAACGCAGUGUGGCUUCUGCACGCCGGGUUUCGUUAUGAAUAUGUACAGUCUAUUGGAGGCGAAAAAUGGCGAACUCACCAUGGAUGAAAUCGAGAAUUCUUUUGGGGGCAAUAUUUGCCGUUGUACUGGUUACAGGCCAAUAUUGUAUGCAAUGAAAUCGUUUGCAUGUGACAAUACAGGUGGCACACAGGAAGAAUGUUUGGAGGAUAUUGAGGACUUAGUGGGCGGGAAAUGUCAUAAGGACGGUGAUAUAUGUGGCAGCAUGUGCCCAUACCCGUUGCAAACACUCAUCUAUGAUGACGGAAGUCAAUGGUACUGGCCUAAAACUCUCCGGGAAUUAGUGGAUAUUCUAUGUACGAUGGACUCGACCUCAGAAUAUAUGCUGGUUUCAGGAAAUACUGCACAUGGGGUCUAUCGCAGGGAAGAAUCCUUGAAACACUUCAUUGACAUCAACACUGUGGUCGAUUUGAAGAAAUACCAAGUGACUAAGGAGAAGUUGACCUUGGGUGCUAACCUAAGUCUAAGCGAAACUAUGGACAUUUUCAAGAAAGUCUCGAAGGCUGUAGGGUUUGAGUAUUGCGAACAACUUUGGAAGCAUUUCGAUUUACUUGCAAAUGUUCCUGUCCGAAAUAGCGGAACUUUGGCAGGAAAUAUUUCUAUUAAAAAACAGCACAUGGAAUUUCCUUCAGACAUUUUCUUAACGUUUAACGCUUUGAAUGCGCACGUGAAUGUGGUCAAUACGGCUGGAAAACAGGAGACGUUGUCAAUUUACAAUUAUGUCUACAACUAUGAUGCACCAAAAACGAUAAUUGUUAGCUUCGAAUUGCCAGCGUUUCCCAUCGAAAGGUUUAUCUUCAGAUCCUAUAAAAUAAUGCCACGAGCACAGAAUGCUCAUGCCUAUGUUAACGCAGCCUUCUUACUGGAGCUCGAACCGAAUCGGACAAAUAAGAUUGUCAACUCGCGUAUAUGUUUUGGAGGCAUCAGUCCCAAUUUCGUCCACGCGUCUACCAUAGAAGGCAUCUUAAGGGGACAAUGUUUCUACGACAAGACAGUAGUCCAACAAAUAUUUUCCGAAAUGCCGACAACCAUACAGCCAAAUGAAGUUCUUACUGAAGCAUCUCCAAAAUAUCGUCGUAAAUUAGCUUCUGGUAUUUUGUUGAAAUUUCUUCUGGAGACUGCCCCCGCAGAACGAGUAAAACCAGAAUUCCGAAGCGGUGGUGCCAUGUUGAGGAGAGAGCUCUCUUCAGGUGUUCAAAUAUUUGAUACCAAUAAAAAAUUCUACCCAGUCACAAAAGCUGUCAAGAAAAUAGAAGGUUUAAUACAAUGUUCGGGCGAAGCGACAUACAUGAACGACAUCCUUACCUCUAAUAGAACCGUUUAUUGCAGCUUUGUAAGUGCCACAAAGGUAGGCUGCAACAUUGAACACAUUGACGCAUCGAUGGCUUUGAAAGUCCCAGGAGUUGUAGCAUUUUACUCGGCAAAAGAUAUACCAGGAAUAAAUUCAUUCGUAGAUCAAGCUUUCAAGUACGAACCAGAGGAAAUAUUUUGUUCCGGCUUGGUCAAGUACUACGACCAACCAUUGGGAAUGAUAGUGGCCCUGGACCCCCUUAUUGCCAAUCUUGCAUCCAAUAAAGUUAAGAUCCUUUAUUCGAAAAAUAUAAAUGUAGUACUGCCAACACUUCAAGAUGUCUUAUAUAAUAAGUGCUCAGAUCGAAUCAAAGUCCUUCGGCCGUCACCACUGAAGGAUAUAAUGUUGGUGGACACAGCAGAUAUUUGCGGCAGAGGCAUUUUUGAGAUAGGAUUGCAAUAUCACUUUACGAUGGAACCGCAGACGUGCGUGGUAAUGCCGGUUGAGCGAGGUCUACAGGUUUUGUCCGCAACUCAUUGGAUGGACCACACUCAGGCGGUGAUAGCCAAAAUGCUUGGUAUAACGGCAGCUGAAGUACAAUUGAAUGUACGACGUCUGGGAGGUUCGUAUGGCUGCAAAAUAACCAGGGGAAACGCUGUGGCUUGUGCUGCCGCCCUAGCCGCUUUUAAACUCAACCGGCCCGCUCGUUUUGUGCAAACCAUUGAAUCUAUGAUGAAUUGCAAUGGGAAGCGAUGGGGCUGUCGUUCUGAUUAUGAAUUUCAUAUAAAAUCAAAUGGCAAAAUUGUCGGCUUAAAGAAUACAUUCUACGAGGAUGCAGGUUGCACGCUAAACGAAAAUCCGGUCACUUUAUUUACCACACCACCGGCAAAAAACUGUUAUGCAUUUACAACUGACAACUUCAAACUGGAGGGAAAUGCUGUGCUUACAGAUGCCGCUAGCUCAGCCUGGUGUCGUGCGCCAGCUUCCCUCGAAGGUAUAGCCAUGAUUGAAAAUAUCUUGGAACAUAUUGCCUUCGAAGCCAAUAUUGAUCCCGCUGAUGCCCGUAUGAUCAACAUCGAAGAAGAUAACAAAAUGAGAGAACUUCUACCAAAUUUUUUAACGUCCACCGAGUAUAGAGAGAGACGCAAAGAGAUUGACGAUUUCAAUGCAGGGAAUCGUUGGCUAAAACGAGGAAUUGGAAUGGCCAUUAUGGAUUAUUCCUUGGAGUACACAGGUCAACACAGUGCAACAGUUUCUAUUUAUCACAUCGACGGUUCGGUCGUUAUUUCUCAUGGAGGCAUAGAGAUGGGUCAAGGUUUAAAUACAAAAGUAGCUCAAGUGGCUGCUUACGUGUUGGGAGUGACUAUGGAUUUGAUUCAAAUCGAAUCUAGUGACACUAUUAAUGGAGCCAAUUCAGAUGUUACGGCUUCCUCCAUGGGCAGUGAGAGUCUAUGCUUUGCAGUUCGCAGUGCUUGCAAUAAACUCAAAGAUCGCCUGAAGCCCGUAAAGGAUUCAUUAAAACCGGAUGCAACAUGGAAAGAAGUUGUUAGUGAAGCGUGGCAUCGUUCCAUUAAUAUGAUUGUUAGUGACCACUACAAACAGGGUGAUAUGAUUAAUUACCAUAUUUACGGCUUAGCUUUGACCGAAGUAGAAGUAGACAUUUUAACCGGUAACAACCUGAUCAAACGCGUGGAUAUUCUAGAGGAUGCCGGCGAAAGUCUAAGUCCGUACGUCGACAUUGGGCAAAUUGAGGGGGCCUUUGUUAUGGGCUUGGGUUAUUGGUUAACCGAGCAAUUAAUUUACGACCGUUCAACUGGCCAGCUUCUUACCAAUCGAACAUGGAACUAUAAACCACCUGGCGCCAAAGACAUUCCCAUUGACUUUCGUAUCGAAUUAUUAAAAGGUUCUGCGAACAAGGGGGGAUUUAUGCGCUCCAAGGCCACUGGAGAACCACCCAGUUGUCUAGCGGUAAGCGUUAUUUUUGCUCUGAGGCAUGCUGUACAGUCGGCACGCAUCGAUGCUGGACUAAAAAAGGAAUGGUUGCGUCUGGGGGCCCCAACUACACCGGAAACAAUUCUUUUGAGUGCGGGCCAUGAAGAGUCGUCCUACUCAUUGGAAUAA